CAUUACUACACCCAAUCCCUCCCUUGAGACUCCCCUCUUUCUUCCAUUGAUUCAGGUCGAUCGGAAAAGAUGGCCACCGUCACAACUCAGGCGUCGGCCGCCGUUUUCCGGCCGUGUGCCUCGAAAUCCAGGUUCCUUUCUGGGUCUUCUGGUAAAUUGAGUCGGGAGUUGUCCAUGAAACCAAUGGCUUCCCCAUCCUCUGCUUCUUUCAAAGUUGAGGCCAAGAAAGGUGAAUGGCUUCCCGGAUUGUCCUCGCCGGCUUACCUUGAUGGCAGGCUUCCCGGUGAUAAUGGGUUUGAUCCUCUGGGGCUUGCUGAGGACCCGGAGAAUCUGAGAUGGUUUGUUCAAGCAGAGCUUGUCAAUAGCCGAUGGGCUAUGUUGGGUGUUGUAGGAAUGCUGCUACCAGAAGUUUUCACGCAGAUUGGGAUUCUUAAUGUCCCAAAAUGGUAUGAUGCAGGGAAAGCAGAGUACUUUGCAUCCUCUUCCACCCUCUUCGUGAUUGAGUUCAUUCUGUUCCAUUACGUCGAGAUCAGAAGGUGGCAAGACAUAAAGAACCCAGGGAGUGUGAACCAGGACCCCAUCUUUAAGCAAUACAGCCUGCCUCCAAACGAGGUGGGAUACCCUGGUGGGAUUUUCAACCCACUUAACUUUGCACCCACUGAAGAGGCCAAGGAGAAGGAGCUUGCAAAUGGGAGAUUGGCGAUGUUGGCAUUCUUGGGAUUUAUUGUUCAACACAACGUGACUGGAAAAGGACCAUUCGACAAUCUCUUGCAGCACCUCUCUGACCCGUGGCACAACACCAUUGUCCAGACACUGAGGGGCUACUAAGUUCAUUGGAGAUGAUGAUCUAUUGAUCUGAGAACCUCUGUUUCGUUUAUUCUGUAACCAUAGGGGCGUGGGUUUUGAGUGAGACUGGCAAGUGGCAUCAAUGUGAAAAGGUAUCCAUGUACAGGGGAGCUAAAAUGGUAUUAUUAAAAUCACCUUGCAGAUUACAUCA
Molecule: messenger RNA, 997 nt
Organism: Corylus avellana
Lineage: Eukaryota; Viridiplantae; Streptophyta; Magnoliopsida; Fagales; Betulaceae
Gene: LHCA4
Product: light-harvesting chlorophyll-protein complex I subunit A4
Biological process (GO): photosynthesis, light harvesting
Cellular component (GO): membrane
Source: RefSeq, a predicted model, not a curated record